Molecule: messenger RNA, 1267 nt
Organism: Humulus lupulus (European hop)
Lineage: Eukaryota; Viridiplantae; Streptophyta; Magnoliopsida; Rosales; Cannabaceae
Product: homeobox protein knotted-1-like 6
Exons: 5
Coding region: 83-1099 (338 amino acids)
Biological process (GO): regulation of DNA-templated transcription
Cellular component (GO): nucleus
Molecular function (GO): DNA binding; DNA-binding transcription factor activity, RNA polymerase II-specific
Source: RefSeq, a predicted model, not a curated record
CUCAGCCCUUCACUCGUUCCAUCCAUUUUAUAUAUAUAAUUGUGUGUGUAUGUAUGUAUAUCGGUAAAAAGAGAGAGUAGCCAUGAUGGAUAAUGAUCUGUACGGCCUAGGCGGUUACUCGGAGCAAUCGUCAAUGGCGCCGCCGCAUGGCUUGGUUGCUCCGGCGGCGGAUGAUUACCUGUUGAGUAGUACUACUCUCGAAGCCGUUGCUGGUUUCGACGAUCACGAUAGGGUUCAUCAUGCUUUCGGAUCCGACUCUAUCUUUCCGGCUCCUCCGUCUUCGGCGGUAUCGGAUGCUGCCUCAAUGGCGACCUCCGACGACGUUUCAUGCGAAAUCAGAGCCAAAAUUGCCACUCACCCUCUCUACCCCAAGCUUCUAGAAGCUUACAUCGAUUGCCGAAAGGUGGGAGCGCCACCAGAAUUGGCAAGCUCGUUGGAUGAAAUCCGGCGAGAAAGUGAAGUCUCUGAUAAUAGAACCGCCGCUUCGACUUUUGUCGUUUCGGAUCCCGAGCUCGAUGACUUCAUGGAAAGUUACUGUGGUAUACUAGUGAAGUACAAAUCGGAUCUAUUAAGGCCAUUUGAUGAAGCAACGAGCUUCUUGAACGAGAUGCAAGCUCAACUCAACUCUCUCAGUUGCAGUACGACUACUACUACUUCAACCAGCUAUGUUUCAGAUGGAGAAGGUGGUGGUGGUUCAUCAGAGGAGGAGCAUGACCUUAGUGGAGGAGAAAUGGAGGGAGGGGAUACCCUACGGAUGAUCACACAAGAAGAUCGUGAGCUAAAGGACAAGCUGUUACGCAAGUACAGUGGUUAUAUCAGCACUCUCAAGCACGAGUUCUCUAAGAAGAAGAAGAAAGGAAAACUACCCAAACAAGCUCGCCAAAUCCUGCUUGACUGGUGGUCCUUGCACUACAGAUGGCCAUACCCAACGGAAACGGAUAAGAUUCAUUUGGCUGAGUUGACGGGGUUGGAUCAGAAGCAAAUCAACAACUGGUUCAUCAAUCAGAGGAAGCGCCAUUGGAAGCCUCCGGAGAACAUGCAAGUUGCCAUAAUGGAGGCUCAUUCUCUUUAUGGGUCAUCCAUAUGCCAUAAUCAAUAAUUAUUAAUUUUUUUUUAAUUGCAUCUACUGUAUAUUCUCAAACACUAGACGUUGUUUUCAUUUUUCCCUAAUUAUGCCCAAACCUUAUUUAAUUAUAUAUAUGUGUAAAUUUAUCUGGCUUUAAUAUUUUGCAUCAAUUAAGUUACAUGUUUGGUGUUCUACUAGCUA